AUGAUCUGCCCGACAUCCAUGGUUACCUGCGCCAGAACCAGUCGCGAAAGCCUUCCAAGGGCCACAGUCAAAAUCCUAAAUCGGAAGUGUGAUACUUGCAUCAACCCAUUCUCUCCACAAGAAGACUUUCGCGGAGUAAAUGAGUGUAUGGCGAUCUUCAAGGACUUUCUAGAGAAAUAUGCUCUUCCGCAGCAGCUCGCUGACGAAGCGUCAGAGAUUAGACUCAAGGAUGUAUCUAUGCUCGUGUCUCAAAAAGAAAGGUUGGACCAUUUACAACGUCAGAUGGGAUCUGUUCUUUAUGGAAUUAAGUGGACUCAGCUCGAGGCUGAGGAAGAUGUGAAGAUUCAGCUUCCAAGGUUUGUCUGGACAUCCUAG
Molecule: messenger RNA, 375 nt
Organism: Glarea lozoyensis ATCC 20868
Lineage: Eukaryota; Fungi; Ascomycota; Leotiomycetes; Helotiales; Helotiaceae
Exons: 1
Coding region: 1-375 (124 amino acids)
Source: RefSeq, a predicted model, not a curated record